GUUAUUACUUCCACAAAAUCAUGGACGAUAUAAGUUAAUUAUUAAUUUAACACGUUUAAGUGAGACUCUUUAAAACAAUUUAAAUUUUAGAAAUAUACACUAACAAUGGGAAAAGUCGGAAGUAAAAAUCUCUCUACAUCGUUACUCCACUGCACUUUGUGGAAGUCAGACCCAAGUCCGGCGUGCCGAGCCGUCAUGAUGGGUUUGGACGCUAUGAAUAUCAGCGUCAGCGAAGUCGAUAUCAACAUGGACCAAGCUGAACAUCGAACACCCGACCUUAUUGCGUUGAAUCCACAGCAAACUUUACCUAUUCUUAAGGACAGAGAGUUAAUAUUAUGCGAUAGUCACGCAAUAAACACGUACAUAGCUUCUCGUUAUUGUGAGGAUGAAAAAUUUCUACCUUCCGAUCCGGCUGGUCGCGCGAUAGUUGAUCAACUGUUGCACUAUGAUGGUGGGAUACUUUACCCACAUUAUCGCGCUUGUGCUUAUCCUAUAUUAUACGAAAGCUGCCGUUUCGUAAUGCCACAACAAAUAAAAGAUGUUGAAUAUGCAUACUAUGAACUUGAAACUAUGUUAAAAGGACGACCCUGGUUCAGCGGUUCCCACAUGACCCUUGGAGAUAUCGCUAUUAUGGCUACCGUCAGCACAUUAAACGUAUUGGUGCCGGUGGAUAAAGACAAGUAUCCUGUACUUUUAAGCUGGAUGUAUCGGAUGUCUAAGGAACCAUUUUAUACCACCGGAAAUCUCAAAGGUCUUAAUGAAUUCACUAAAAGAAUUGGUUAG
This is a messenger RNA of Pararge aegeria (speckled wood butterfly), 783 nucleotides long. RefSeq names its product glutathione S-transferase 1-like. Bases 106 to 783 code for a protein of 225 amino acids. The transcript has 6 exons. Gene Ontology annotation, molecular function: glutathione transferase activity. Gene Ontology annotation, biological process: glutathione metabolic process. Lineage: Eukaryota; Metazoa; Arthropoda; Insecta; Lepidoptera; Nymphalidae. The record is from RefSeq and is a predicted model, not a curated record.